Molecule: messenger RNA, 3147 nt
Organism: Rhinolophus ferrumequinum (greater horseshoe bat)
Lineage: Eukaryota; Metazoa; Chordata; Mammalia; Chiroptera; Rhinolophidae
Gene: UPP2
Product: uridine phosphorylase 2
Exons: 8
Coding region: 288-1250 (320 amino acids)
Biological process (GO): uridine catabolic process; nucleotide catabolic process
Cellular component (GO): cytoplasm; cytosol
Molecular function (GO): uridine phosphorylase activity
Source: RefSeq, a predicted model, not a curated record
UUGGAGUUAUUGUAGAAACCAGUGGAAGACUUGGAUCCAUAUACAAUUGCCCUGAAGUAAAUGAGUUUGUGUGCUAUGCCAGACCCGUGCUGGGACCAACGCACAAAGUAAGGGAAAGGUGCACUGCUCAACAAACUAACCAACCUGCUCAGAGAGAUAGGAUGCCACACCUGCAAAGGGAGCCUACCUUCUUGGGGUAAUGUUGCUCUGAAAGUUGGGCUGUAGUAUAAAAGGCCAUAACAAGGAGGAUAGUUUUUGAAUUGCUUAAGAGUUACUAUCCACAAAGUAUGGCUUCGAUUUUAUCUGCUUCCAAUAAAUCCAUGAGAUCUGACGGGAAUACAUAUGUUGGAAAAAGGUUUGUUCAUGUUAAAAAUCCUUACCUGGAUUCUAUGGAUGAAGACAUUCUCUAUCAUUUGGAUUUAGGAACAAAAACACACGACCUACCAGCAAUGUUUGGGGAUGUAAAGUUUGUCUGCGUUGGCGGGAGCCCCAAGAGAAUGAAAGCGUUUGCGCUGUUUAUGCAAAAGGAGCUCAGAUUGGAGGAAAGUAGAGAGGACAUAAAGGACAUCUGUGCUGGGACAGACAGAUACUGUAUGUACAAAAUCGGCCCUGUGCUCUCCAUCAGUCAUGGCAUGGGCAUCCCUUCCAUUUCUAUCAUGCUUCAUGAACUCAUCAAAUUACUGCACCAUGCCCAGUGCUGUGACGUGACCAUUAUCCGAAUUGGUACAUCAGGGGGAAUAGGGAUCACACCGGGGUCUGUUGUAAUAACAGAUACAGCUGUAGACUCCUUCUUUAAGCCGCGGUUUGAACAGAUAAUCUUGGACAACAUCGUCACCCGAAGCACUGAACUUGACAAGGCACUGGCUGAAGAACUAUUCAACUAUAGCAAAGAAAUCCCCAACUUCCCAUCCCUUAUUGGACAUACAAUGUGUACCUAUGAUUUUUAUGAAGGCCAGGGUCGACUAGAUGGAGCACUGUGCUCCUUUUCCAGAGAAAAAAAGGUGGAUUACUUGAAGAGGGCAUAUAAAGCUGGCAUCAGGAACAUUGAAAUGGAAUCUACAGUAUUUGCGGCCAUGUGUAGACUUUGUGGUCUAAAAGCUGCUGUGGUCUGUGUGACACUUCUGGACAGACUUGAAUGUGACCAGAUCAACUUGCCCCGUGAUGUUCUGGAAGAGUUCCAGCAACGGCCUCAGCUCUUAAUCUCCAGAUUCAUCAAAAAGAGGCUUGGACUUCAUGACCAAAGAUCAUAACGGGGCUCCCCAGUCCUUCCCUGCAAGUUUGUAUUUCAAGGCGUAAUGUUGAUGUCGUGUAUUAUUUGUGGCAUUUUCAUAUAGUUCUCUUCCACAUGCUAAAAUCCACAUGCUAAAAUUUAUAAGAGUGAUCUUGUAAAACCCCCUUCUCUUAGAAAAAUGAAUUUAUCAUAAAAGAAUUUAAUACGCAUAUUAAAUUAAAUUCAAAUUUCAUUUUUGAAUCCAUUAUCCAUUAACAAAGUCAGUCUCAUAACUAAACAUUUAAAAAUCCUGGAUGGUGACAUUUGGAGUUUAACAUACAGCAUUAAUUAAGCUCACAUCAAAAUAGAUCAGGUUACCAGUCACUCUGUUUCUGAAACCAAUCCAGAAAUUCAUGUUAGAACAGUGUCAGGCGCUUCUAGGUGUUGGACAAGUGACAGAAAUUGAUCAUGCACAUUCAAAAUAUUUACAGAAAAAAGUGUCAGUGCAAUGUAGGUCUGUAUGAAAAAAGCUACCCUUUGGGAAACAUGACCAUACUUUUUCCCCCUGCAUGAUUUCCGUGCAUUACAGAAUAGGAUUAGAGGCUUCUGUUUGCCUAUGUUUGUGAUUUUAUCACAGAAUAUAAUCAUACACUUAUUUUUCGAAUGAAAACCCUCAGUAAUGCAAAGAAAGGUUUCCAGAUUUCUUCAGAAAUCACAAGUGAUUAAAUCGCCUCUGGCAAUUUCUUUUCUUUUAAGGAAACUCAUUUUAAGGAGAUUGUAUUUUUUAAAAAUUUCAUUUCAAUAUUAACCUAAUAGGUUGAGGAAUUAAUAACAACUGAAUUUGGAAUUGAGUUGAAGAUGUUAAAGUCAACAUUUUGUGUGACUUUGAAGCAGGUGUUGCCUGUACCCUGAUUACACCUCUUAGCAGUUAUCAGUUAAUGCUGCCUGGGUGUGUGUGUGUGUGGGGGGGGUGUUCCUGAAGCUGACACACGUAGGAGUUGAGAAGUAGCAUUUGUACAGUAUGUCAUGUUGUGUAUGUAUAUUUAUAUGGUUGUGGCUCAAGUAAAGUUUAAUUUAAACCAUGAUAAAGAUUAUUUCCAUCCUUUCAAUCAAUGACAAUGAACAAUCCUGAGAGGUGCAUCAGUUGGGAAACGUCUUUUGGCAAUAGAUAUUCUUGGAGUGCAAUUUUUUAGGUACCCUAAUAACUGACCAUUAAAUACAAAUACAGAUCAGAGCUAAAGUAACUUAGAAUAACAUUGCAGUCAUUAAUGAGGUUUUCACUUUGUUUGAUAUUUUUUUAGACCAGGGAGAAAGUACUUCAGAAUGCUCUCCAUAAGCCUUCAAACUCCUGAAGUUUGAACUUUAGUCUGUUUGCUCCUGGAAAAUCUUCUUUAUUUUCUUUUUUAUUGAGAGAAGAAGAUGCGAUGAGAGAGACAGGAUAAUGGAAUAACUGCAGUUAACGGUCCUCUCAACUCUUGACUGGGGGUGUGAGUAUGCCUGUGCAUGUGUGCACCUGCAUGUUUGUGUAUGUGUGUUUUCCCCACUAAUAUUUCCUAUCACAGUAAAUGGUAUCAGCUGUAUAAGCCAGAAACCUGGGAAACUUCUCUGACAUUUCUCCUGCAUUCCCACUGCAAUCAAUCACCAACUCCUACUAACUGAUUCUCUUAAAUAUUUCUCCAUUUGUCCACCAAUGAAAAGACUGCCUGGUCCUCAAGCCAGAUUCCUCCCAGUCUCCCGCAGGACUCACUCUCGCCCUUUGAAGUAUUCAUCACAGCUUGCAAUUAGGUUGUGGUUAGGGUCACUUAAUUAAUGUCUAGUCUCUAGACUGUAAGGUUAAUAAAGACAAAGACUGUACCUGUUUUGUUUGCUGCUGUACCCCAAGCAUCCUAACAGUGUCUGUCACAUACAAGAUGUUCAAUAAAUAUUUGUUAAAUGAA